AUGUUCUGUUCUGACAGCGGAUCUCAAGCCUGCGGUUGUUCAUUCCACACCAGACAACCGAACAACUUGUAUGUUGUAUCCACGUUCGGUCUUUGUACCGGACUGCUUAGACAACGAGAAUUUCCUACUGAAGGUUUUCUAAAUUCUGAAAAAAUUAACCUUGUUGUUGACGCAGUUCUGAAUGGAAUCGCUAUCGACAGUGGAAUGCGUGUUAGUUAUGGCGGGAAAACCUUCCAUUCAAAUGAUGAAUUGCAAAAAAUGCAAACAAGAAUCGCCGAGCCGGAGCACAAAAUGCGUGAACUUGAAAAGAGUAAUGAAUAUCUAAAUUCAUUUCUGCCAUCCUCUCCUCCUAUAGCAACCUCUUCUCCAUCUUGUUCGUCAAAAUAUUGUAGCAUCGACAGUCUCAACACCAGCACCAGCAGCACAAGCAACAACACUAGCUGCAGCAGCAACUGCAACAGCAGUAUUAGCAACGCCAGUGUUAUCGAGGAAACGUUAAACGGCUUCUUAGGUCCAACCUUAAAAAAGAGGAAAGUUGUGACUGAAUGCAGGAAAACGAGCGCUUUUGUAGAU
This is a messenger RNA of Porites evermanni, 573 nucleotides long. The record is from the annotation of a GenBank genome assembly. Lineage: Eukaryota; Metazoa; Cnidaria; Anthozoa; Scleractinia; Poritidae.